GUCCGGUCUCGUACACUGUGGCGCUGGGCUAUAAAUACUAGUCCCAUGCCCGGUUUGGGCCAUGAUAUAUUCAAAGGAACAAGCUUUCCCUCAAUUCAAUUGUAACGGUAAAGAUUUGAUCUCAGAUCCACACGAGAAACCCAGAUACUUCCAGUCACUCGUAGAAAUGCCUCACCUAAACGAGACACAACUUGGAGUAGCCAGCCUAGGGCUGGAGACGGAUCGGAUGAUACUCAUCUUGCUCAACCCCGAGACCUGUGGCGAGGAUUGGGAGACAGUCGCCGAGGCGCUAACCCGUGCAGCGUGGAAAAUGAAGCGUGAGGAGCCAUUGGCGCCCCCUGAGCCGUACGGUGCGAAGGUCUUCUGGGGAAAUCGUAAGGUUGGAUUCUUCUACGAAGUCCCGGUGGAUGAUCAUGCCGAAGAAGAUGUCCCCGGAGGCUCAGGCGCUUUUGCCCUAACCCCCUUCGUCCUCCCCAACAGCCACGUCUACUAUGACACGCGCGACCCCGAUGACUUCAUUCAUGAAAGACUUUUCCUUGGUAGAUUGAUGGCGGACGAGGCCGACGAUCAUACCGUGGAUGCACAGGAGAGCUUGUGGUCCCAAUUGCUGAUGCUCGAGGAGUGGCUCCAGGAGGACUGCGAGAGCUUCCCUGGCUCUGUUCUGGUGUUCGAGACCUAGCUAGACUCAGGGCCUCCUUGGGCCAAUUCAACGCUCAACAUAGAGACUUUUCAACAUUUCCCUUUUUAAUCUUAUUCUCGAUCCUAUCUCAAAUAUUCUAAUUUCUGUUGUAAUCUUCCCCGCAGCGAAAUAGUCCGUCCGGCCUUGACAGAUGUUACUCAUGUCGCUAUCCUGGCA
Molecule: messenger RNA, 856 nt
Organism: Aspergillus uvarum CBS 121591
Lineage: Eukaryota; Fungi; Ascomycota; Eurotiomycetes; Eurotiales; Aspergillaceae
Exons: 1
Coding region: 62-679 (205 amino acids)
Source: RefSeq, a predicted model, not a curated record